Molecule: messenger RNA, 723 nt
Organism: Effrenium voratum
Lineage: Eukaryota; Dinophyceae; Suessiales; Symbiodiniaceae
Source: the annotation of a GenBank genome assembly
AUGUCUGGCUUUAAGGUGUUCAGGGUCAUUCGCAUCACGCGGAUCAUCAAGACUGCGCGGUUAGUGCGGAUUUUUCGAUUCGUCAUCGCCUUGCGAACCUUGGUCACUUCCAUUUUUCACACUCUCAAAGCGCUCUUUUGGGCGUUGGCGCUGCUGGUGCUCAUUGUGUACGUCUUCGCGGUUCUGUUUACACAAAUUGUGCAUGACUACCACCUGGACCACGACGGAGCGCAGCAUCGCAUGAAUGAAGCCGAGCAGCUUGCAAGCGCACGCUACUUUGGCUCUUUGCCAAACACCAUGCUCAGCCUUUUUAUGAGUAUUGCUGGUGGAGUCAGUUGGGAAGCGAUAUUGCGGCCUUUGAUCGCCAUCGACAUGCUGUGGGCCUUUUUCUACCUGUUUUAUAUAUCAUUUACGUAUUUCGCGGUCCUCAACGUUGUCACAGGUGUGUUCUGCCAGUCCGCCAUUGAGAACGCCCAGAAAGACCAUGCCGCCAUGGUGCAGUCGAUCCUGGAAAACAAAGCACAGCAUAUGGACAAGGUGAAAGCGCUCUUCAGCAAGCUUGGGGCGGAUGACACUGGGCUCAUCACUUUCGACAUGCUCGAGGAGAAGUUCGAUACCCCGGCGGUGAGUGAGUAUUUCGAAAGUCUGGGCUUGGACGUCUCCGACGCUUGGAGCUUCUUCAAGCUUUUGGACAUGGAUGGAGGCAUGCGUCUGAGUGACUAG